UUUUACCAGGACGUCUGCAGCAGCUGUCCACUGGCAUGUCAGCGGGAGCGUCACAGUGGUGAUACAGGGGUCCAGAAGUGAACUGAGGCGGCUGCGAGUAGUUUGAUCCAGGAAGGUUUACCCUCACUGUCUCCAGCCUGUCCAGGACCUGCAGCCUCACCAUGGCGGAUCAGUACCAGUACAACACCAACGAAGAGAAGAUUGUGAAGGACAGCCACACCAAGGAGAUCGAUCUCAUUAACAGAGACCCAAAGCAGAUCAAUGAGGACGUGGUGAAGGUGGAGUUUGAGGAUGUCAUUGCAGAGCCAGAUGGUACACACAGCCUGGAUGGGGUGUGGAAGCUCAGCUACACCACCUUCACUGUGUCCAAAUACUGGUGCUACCGCAUCUUGUCUGCUGUCUUCGGGAUCCCUGUGGCUCUACUCUGGGGCUUCCUGUUCGCCUGCAUCUCUUUCUGCCACAUUUGGGCUGUGGUUCCCUGUAUCAAGAGCUGUCUGAUUGAGUCACAGUGCAUCAGCCGCAUCUACUCUCUCUGUAUCCAGACCUUCUUUGAUCCCUUCUUCGAAGCCCUGGGAAAGAUCUUCAGCAGCGUGCGCGUGGCACUGCGCAAAGAAGUCUAAGAACGCAUAAGUGUGGUAUCUUUUUAUACACCAGAAAUCUGGCAUCUUGCUUACUCCCGGUUACUCCUCCUCUGGCCUUCAUAACAUGCUGCUACCCACCCUCCCAUCCUCAAGCUCAGAGCUCUAAGUCCUGACAUGCCCAGUGUUUCCUUUUGCCACCAGAAGCUCUGUGACAGCUGCAGUAGGCAGCGUGGUUUUCUGACAGCUCUGGCACUCCUGGAAGGCUCAGUGUUCCUCACUGAGGGAGAAGAGGGCCCCCUGCCAUGAGGAGGAUCUGUCUGCCCUCAUUUGCUUGUAUGACAAAAAGCUCAGACAAUGGCCACACCUUCACAGCAAAUGAAAUGGACUCCUCAACACUGCUGCACCUGUGGACGAUGCUGCUUAUGUGCAUUACAUUUGGUUAUCCUCAAAAUUAUACUGAUGCUGUAAUGUUGCUGUGUCUGGUAUUGUUUUGCUUCAUAUUAUUUUAAUUGAAUUUGACAAUUCUACAUGUGUAUAAGUAACCUCAUUAGAAAAGCCCUGACAGAAUGACAGAAAUUUUAAAAGUUUUCUCUAUGUUAUUAUUUUGUCAAACAUUGUCCAAUUUCUUCUAAAAAGAUUUGUGACGACUCUGAAGUAACGUCAGAGUAACUGAUGUAACUGAAGUAACAGACUUUUUGGAGACUUGCAGAUGUAAGAAAUAUGUUUGCAGAUAAUCUACUUCCUUUUAUCAAAUGGAUAUGAGUGGAAUAUUAACCAACCUUUUUGUAUUUUUCAGUCAAGUAUGUGUAUACAGGUAUGGACCUAACUACUAAAUGGGGUAAAGUAGGAGAACCUUCAAAUGUUUCAUAGUGUUGUUUUGAUUUGUUAUUAAAGUGUGAAGCCUUUUGCUUAUAUUGUGUACCUGCAGUGAAGAAGGGCAGGGCUGAAACCAUCAGACUGUCCCUUUAAUGAGUGUAUUUCACCACUGGAGCGGUGUUUGAGUGAAAGUAUAUUAUGUGUGUUUGUCUUUGUGAGAAGCUUAGGAAAUACAUUUCUAAGAUUCACCAAACAUUCAAACCGUGUGUUAGUGAUAUUAUUGGUAACUUCAGCAGUGAUCUGAGAACUGUGACCCACUAGAGGUUGCUGUUGUGCAUCCUUCAGUUGCAGUCUUCAGUCUUUACUGUCUGGGAUCCAUUACUGAUAAUUCAGUGUCACCACACCCCUACUUGUGAAGCCUCAAUAUGUUCCACUCCAGCUGAUAAAUUGAACUCAUUUAUGCCACUAAAAGUGCUAGAAAAUGAACAGAGUUUAAGGUGCUGAACAGCACACUGUAUUAAACCAUUAUUCUGAUUAAUGAACUGUGUUAAACUGUGUAAUUAGUGUGCCUGAUUUAUUCGUCAGGUUGUGUGGUCAUUUCAUUAAAAAAUAACAUUAAGAGCCUCAAUCACUUUGACUUCAGCAGAUUGUGGGCAGUAAUAAUUCUCUCUCAAUAGACCACACAUUUUGUAGAAAAACCAAAGCUUUACAUUGAUGCUUAUAUCAAUCUUCAUCCUCAUUUUACAAGGAAGUUUCAAGUUAAGUCAUCUUAAUGACAAUUAAUAACUGCACAUAGACAAUAAUUUAAAUGUUUUACCCUCGAAAGAAAGUUUUCAGAGUUAACUAAUAAACGUAUUUAGAUAUAAACUUAGCCCAGAAAUUAUACAGAGACAGUGAAUAUGUAGAAAAUGUGAAUAUGUUUAAUGUAAACAAAAUACAAAACAUUUUCCACAAAUACUGAUCUCAUAAUUUUGUUGAUUUAUAUUCCUUCCUUGCAAAUAAUUAAUGGAACUUGUGCAAUUACAGGCAUACAUCUACAUAUAUAGUAUAUGACCUCCACAUCUAUUUUGAACAACAGAUAAAUUAUCUAAGUAAUACAGUCAAAAUUUUUUUAUCAUGAAAUUCAUAGCAAAUGUGUUUGAUGUGAUCUGUUAAGUAUUUAGUGCCAGCUGUUGCCUUUGAAUGAUUUAUGGUUUUCCAGCAUUUACCGAUAUGGUAUGUUCCACUCAAAUAAGAUCGUCUUAUAAAACGUCACAGUAUCAAUGCUAUAGGGGAAGUAAAUCCCCUCUAAAUAUGAAUCUAAAAUACAAAACAAUUUAUAAUCUCAAGAUGCAGCGGCGGUACAGUUGUUCAAGUCAAAUAUUGGAAAAGUAUAAUUUUGUUUUCAUUUCAUUAAUCAAUCCUGUAAUCUGCACAGUAAUAGAGCUGAAGCAACAACUGUGCAAUAAAAUGCAGUUUAAUAUUUCUGAAAUAAAUAACCUGUAGGAAGUUUCAUCAUCCUAUAAUAAUAUCUGAGGCUUUUCUUUGUAGUGUUGUUGCACUUUGUUGUCUUAUAAUGAUUUGUCGGUGUAAGGUGGCAGAGAGACAACAUAUCAGUAUGAGCUCAAUAAUAGUUUUAAUUGAAUCAUCAUCUGGUUCACAGUGUCUCAACUGAAGUUCAACACUAUAAAUUUCAUCAAGUUAGUAUUAAUUGCAGAGUUAUUGCACCAGGUUUUUUGUACCUUACAGCUUUUUCUUUUAUUCAGAUCACUCCUUGUAACUGACAAUGACAACUGAUGUGCUUUAAUUAAAAUAACAAAUACCAAACGAUUCACAACUGAGAUGGCUCAUAUACUUGAAACACUGGCAAUGAAGAUAAAUAGAACUGACUAAAUAGCAGCCUUAGACUUAAUUAGCUUUGCAACAAUGACUGACAGAGUGAAUUCAUGGCCACAGCUUACCUUUAUUAUCACUUCCUGCUGGAUCAUGCACCGUGUCACUGUUGCCGCAAGAUGUUUCCAGAAACAUAAGUCACUUUAGUUCACUCCAGUGGGCUGCACACUCUUCAGAUCUCAUCCCGAUAAUGCAUUUUGGGGCUGUGAUACAACAGGAUGUUCAAAGUUUAAAUAUGCUGCCAAAAAUUUGCAGGAACUCUGUGAUUGUAUUGAUUCAGUGUGGACAAACAUCCCUCUGGAACACUUCCAGCGCCUUACCAUGGAUUUCUUCACACUGUUCAGGAGGCAAGAGGAGCUCUAAUGAGUGUUUGCUAGGUGUAAAUAAUGAUGUUGCCGCUUUUUUGCUGCUUUUGCUUUUUAUUCGCUUUUUAAAGCUUUUUUUUAAUCGUUACCAGUGACAUUUAUGAUAUCUCACAUCUAACAAUAUCUCAAGUAACAGUUUACAUGUAUGCAAUCCAUUGCAAAUGUAACAAAGUGAACAACAUGGCACACAAUAUUUAUUACAGAUGAGCAAUUUCAUCAUAACACAGACAAGCUUUCAAAGUGACAAGAAAUGAAUCAAUAGUGUGGUUGGCUGAGGUCGACAGUGCUUUAAAAGUCAUUUGAAUAUGUUCUUUUUUCCUUUCUCUGCACUGCAAAUAU
This is a messenger RNA of Thunnus maccoyii (southern bluefin tuna), 3973 nucleotides long. RefSeq names its product caveolin 3 (gene cav3). Lineage: Eukaryota; Metazoa; Chordata; Actinopteri; Scombriformes; Scombridae. The coding region runs from base 162 to 620 and encodes 152 amino acids. Gene Ontology annotation, molecular function: connexin binding; transmembrane transporter binding; molecular adaptor activity. The transcript has 2 exons. Gene Ontology annotation, cellular component: caveola. Gene Ontology annotation, biological process: caveola assembly; regulation of membrane potential. The record is from RefSeq and is a predicted model, not a curated record.